Capsicum annuum is the source of this 1122-nucleotide messenger RNA. Its product is annotated as protein MODIFYING WALL LIGNIN-2. The record is from RefSeq and is a predicted model, not a curated record. The coding region runs from base 389 to 940 and encodes 183 amino acids. NCBI's taxonomy places the organism in Eukaryota, Viridiplantae, Streptophyta, Magnoliopsida, Solanales, Solanaceae. The transcript has 3 exons.
UAGUCAUAACCAUAAAAAACACUCCAACUCCCCCACCUCUCACUCCACCCACCCCAACAAAUGUCUCUCUCCGUCAACAACUUGAAAAUCCAUAAGAACAGUUCAUUAAGAGUUGACCAAAUGAUGAUCAUUUAUCAUGGGUGUGAUUACAUUAAUCCAAAAACAAAAAAAUGAGUUAAUUACAAUCAAGAAUUGAUACCUAUAUUUCCAAGAAAAAUCAAAGACAUCAAAGAGACCUUGUCUACCACCAAACCAUAUAUCCUUUGAGUAAUCUUCAAGAUUUCUUUGAAACCUCAGUUUUUUCUACUUUGCCCCCUUCUCUCUUUUGCUCUCUCUUUAUUCUCUCAUUGAAACACAACCCCAUAAAGAGAAGAAAAAAAAAAGUGUUAUGGAAAAUCACCAAUUCAUAUACCCAAUUCUUGUCUCCCUUAUCACUGCCCUUGGCCUUGUUUCCAUCUCUCUAUGCAUAGCUGCUGAAUUCAAGAAAACAAAGAAGAAAGAUCUCAGGUUUGAUGGAAAAUGGUGUUACUUGCCAGGAAGUGUGGCCUUUGAAUUGGGGAUUGGAGCUUUAAUUUGUUUAUUAAUUGCACAAGUGAUUGGGAACUUGUUGAUAUGUACAAUUUGCUUCUCAAGGGACCAUCAAAACAGUUCAAAGCCUAACAAGAAGCUUACCUUUAACAGCCUCAUUUGUGUUCUUUCAUGGAUGAGCUUUGUGAUGGGAAUAAUUUUGAUAGGAACUAGCAUUAGCAUGAGCAAAAGCCAACCACUUGGUGAAGGGUGGCUUGAUGGUGAAUGUUACAUAGUCAAAGAUGGUGUCUACAUUAUUUCAGCAAUUUUGGUAUUUGUAACUUUGAGCUCAACACUUGCUUACCUCACCUUGAAAAUAAAGAAGAAGAAUCCGGUACAAACAAGAUGGCAAGAUACCUCUACAAGUAAUUGAAUACGUAGAAAGAUAUAUACAAGAUGAGAAAUGAAAUACAAAAUGUAUAGACUUACUUAGCAACAAUUUUUUAAUUAUUCCUUUUUAUUAUAGAGAUAGAGAAUCAAUGCUCUUCUUCCUCCUAAAAGAAAGCACAUAAGAUCCAAAUUCAAAAUAAAAUGUGCAACUAUUCUAUCUUUGCA